CUUGGGAACAUUGAUCUGAAAACAAAGGGCAUGGAGAGAGACAUUUUUUCCUACGCUCUUGAUCCUACAGAACGCUUCCAUGAUAUACUCCUGAAUCAGAGAAGGAGGCUCCAUGAGCACAUCAAGAGCCUUUGGGAGAUCUCACGCAGAAUCAACAAGCUGCACAGGUGCUCUCUGAUAGCCAACCUCACAGGAAGUUCUUUAAGUGCAGCGGGGGCCAUCACGGCCAUUGUGGGACUGUCAUUGAGCCCUCUCACAUUAGGAGCAUCUCUUUUGGCUUCUGGUGUGGGGCUGGGAGUGGCUGCUGCAGGCGGAGCAGUCACGGUGUCUUCCGAUCUCUCUCUAGUGCUGUCCAAUUCCCAUGAGGUGAGAAGAGUGAAGGAGAUUGCAGUGACUUGUCACAGCCAGAUGAGGGAAAUCAUGAACUGCCUGGAGUUCCUACACCGCAGCCAGAGCCCAAGGGACCCUAUCUUACAGGAGGCUGAGAAAAAUGCUUCCGUCUCAUUGUACAAUUCCAUCUGCUUUAUGGUCUUCUGUGGCUCUCAAGGCUUCCUGGUCCCAGAACACACAAAAGAGGUGACAAAAGUGAGCCAUGCUGUUCUCAAGGCCAAAGUUCAGAAGCUGGCAGAAAACCUGGAAGCCUGUGUAAGACCCAUGGAUGAAAUCUGUGAACUUUUAGAGAACAGGGAAGAAUUCUUCUGGAAGAAAAAAACUUCAGCACUCUGGGAUGUCAGGAGUCCGCGUCACCUUUAAGCAGCAAACGCUUCUCCUGAAAAAAGGAAUACAAUGACUGGUGCUAAAACAACUUACUGUGGGGUGUUAUUUUCUGUUCUUAAUGUCAGGCUUGUGUUGAGUCAGUUAUUUUUCCAUAUCCUAAUCCCCACAGCCCACAUGACAGUGGAGCUCUGCUGCUGCAUACGGCAAAUGGGAAGAGGAGCUGGGCCAGUCUAAACUGUCACCUCAUUCUGGGGUUUGGUGCUUAUACUGCGCUGCCCAGCAGCAUGUCAGAUCUACUGUGUUUGUGUGUAUGCGUGUGUGUGUGUGUGUGUGUAUGUUGUCCUGGAAAUGUCUGGUUUGAUGCCCCAUCCCAGAAGUGGAAGCGUGGGUUGCUUCUGUUUACACACGUACUCUUUAAGGUCUUUUAAAGUGACAGUGGAAUGCUGUUUUAUUUUACAUACUUAUAAAGUUUUGCAGGAGUAUAUGGGAACAAUUUCCAAAGCUCCAAUUUGAAAUGUCCAGUAUAUAUUUGACUCUGACAGCACUGAGAUAGAUAAAGAGAAGGGUCAUGAUGGAACUGUAGUCAGCCUAGGAAGGAAAGGGCUGCAGAUCCCAGAGCCUGUACUCUGCCAAGUUAAAGAAGGCUAAUAAUCAGGGGUUAAAGGUCAGGCAGCCUGAACGUACCUGAAUCCUACUGAUGCUCUCAGAUUUGCAGCAGAUGGGAAUUAGCCUGUCUUGAAUAUGCAACACUAAACCAUUCUUGCUCUGUGACAAAUCAACUAUUUCUGUUACCUGCUGUUGGUGUGCCCUUCUCACACCACAUGCUCAGGAGCUUGUACUUUGAGAGAUGUAGAUAAUGACUAUUUUAAAUGUUCUGGGAGUUUAUAUUUCAUGAAAUAAUAAUACUAUUGCCACAAUGUGGGAGCAGUUGCUUCACAUGGCCAGACUGCAUUGAGCUUGUUGUGGCAGAGUAUCUUUUUGAAGUUGUUUUGCGAGCAUUCUACUUGUCAGAAUUUUCAGCUAAAAUAGCUAGGGAGGAAGGGAGAACAGAGAGGCCAGCAAAAACCUAGAAUUCACCCAAGGGUGAGAAUGGCUCUAUCUGCCCCCUUUAUUUUUCAGAUUUGGGAUUACUCCCAACAACUCAAUCACUUCUGCAUAUAUAUGCCAAUACCUCGCUGGAAAGAGUAAUAAUAAUACUAAUUUUACUUAAACUUUUGCUUGGGGACUUUUUGCAGAACGGAGUGCUUUGGUAAAAAUUGUUCCAGGCCUUUCGGUAUAUUUGUAAAAAGAACUCAUUUCUCCAAAAACCUUAUUGAUAAAUAAUUCUGUGAAGGAUUUCUUUGGGAUGCAACAGCACACCAGGCCAAUGCACACUCUAAAACAGCUUUAGCAAAAGUCUUCAGAGCUCCGGCCCAGACUAGGCUACUUCAGCUCUGGCACACUCAUUUUCUCGGGUCCCAUCUAUGAAUGUGUGUGUGGUUUAUAGGAAUGCUUUGUAUGCUGGGAAGAAAAGAUAGUUGAGAGAGGUAGAUGAUGGUCAGGGAUUUGGUCAUUUGGAAUUCUUAUAUUCUGUGUUUCUGGAAUACAUGAGAAACAUUUUCUUGCUCUUAUGAAGGUUCACAGAAGAGAAGAUCCAGAUCUCACAAGGCAACUAACAAGCAGUUAGGAUUGGUUUGUACUUUCUCAGUGUUAAUUUCCUAUGUGUGCUAGUCUCAAACAUACACACGAACAUGUGUGAAAGAGUAAAUUCUGGUAACAUUUAUAAAAAUAACAAGUCACCAAAAAGCAGACCUGACACUGUUUCUCUGUAUAAGCUAUUAAAAUUAACUUCUGCAGAUAUAAUGGGGAUAGCAAUGAAACAGAGGGAAGAAAAAGAGCAAAAUGUGAGUCUUUGGUAUGUUACAGAUAAAUGCAAAUCCAUCCUUACUGAGCACUGAGAAGGAGAAGCUGAUCCUAAUGCGUAACGGUACUAAUGUUACACGAGAAGCAGUUUCAAAAUGUGUAAGUCUAGUUCUCAAUGAAGUGGUAAACCUGUGUUUGGGCUGUACCAUUUCAGACUGCAGGAGACUCACAUGAUUCAGUGCACCUCCCUACAAUAACAUUCCCAUUGCACAGAAAACAAGAAGUCAAGGAGAAGUUUUCUAGCCUAGCCUUGUCCCUGACAUGUUAGUUUCUCAUGUACUUGCAAAAUUCUCAGCAUGAAGGCGCAUUUGAUCAUCUGAUCUCCUAUUGCAGUCUCUGAAGUGGUUCAGUGAGGCCAUACAUUGCUAGCGAUCACGCUAAACUCCAAAGGCUACUGAAUGUAUGUCCUCAGGUAUGUCAUGUGAACUUUAGAAUCUUAGAAGUGCAAAGUAGCAACAAGGCAACAGAUUUAAGGGUAUUGGGGCUUGCAGAAUGUGGGUGAGGGGCAGGGUUGCCAAUUUUAGGUUGGGAGAUUCUUGGAGAUUUGGAGGUGGAGUCUGGGAAGGGUGAGGUUGGGAAGGGGAGGAGCUCAGCAGGGAUGUAAAGCCAUAGAGUCUGCCUUCCAAAGCAUCCAUUUCUUCCAGAGGAACUGAUAUCUGUAGCCCAGAAAUAGUUGUAAUUCCAGGAGAACUCCAGGCCCCACCUGGAGGCUGGCGAUUCAAGUGUGGAAUGAGCUGUUGAUGAACUGCACAGCAGUUUCUUCUCUUUCCAGUAUUUCUGCUUUGCUUACACAAUUAUCUCCAGGAGGUUUCAAGUAUGAAUACAACAAAAAACAAUUUCCAAAGAUGACUAUGAUGCAAUUAAAAGUACAGAUUAAAUGAGUGAAAAUGAACUAACUUUGUGUCAGCAUUUCUAUCAACAAA
Messenger RNA from Eublepharis macularius, 3542 nucleotides. RefSeq names its product apolipoprotein L domain containing 1 (gene APOLD1). Lineage: Eukaryota; Metazoa; Chordata; Lepidosauria; Squamata; Eublepharidae. Bases 31 to 753 code for a protein of 240 amino acids. The record is from RefSeq and is a predicted model, not a curated record. The transcript is spliced from 2 exons. Gene Ontology annotation, biological process: lipoprotein metabolic process; lipid transport. Gene Ontology annotation, molecular function: lipid binding. Gene Ontology annotation, cellular component: extracellular region; membrane.